This is a messenger RNA of Morchella sextelata, 2322 nucleotides long. RefSeq lists its product as uncharacterized. The record is from RefSeq and is a predicted model, not a curated record. The coding region runs from base 1 to 2322 and encodes 773 amino acids. The transcript is spliced from 4 exons. NCBI's taxonomy places the organism in Eukaryota, Fungi, Ascomycota, Pezizomycetes, Pezizales, Morchellaceae.
AUGAAACAUUUGCACGCCAUAACAACCUUCCAUUUCUCUCCCUUAAAUCACCCCGCACUCUUGGUCAUCGACGGACGGCCCAUAUCCUACAGACAGAUUACCCACCUCUGCUACCUACCGCUAUCAAUUGACUCCCACCAUGAAACUAUCCCCUUUUUCGUCACCAAACUCGGCUCAUAUCCACUAGUACUCGGAAUCCCUUGGCUUCAAUUACACGACGCCACAUUACGGUUUAAAGGCAAUAGCAUACUCUUCGACUCCGAAUACUGCAAACGCAAGUGCAACUCCUCCACAAUACCCGUUCCCAUUAGAGAGAUUGCACCACCACCCCGUUUCCACCUCGUGAGUUCCGCUGCUCUCUGCCACUUCGCUCGAAGGGACAAGCUCCAAAUCCUCAGCACAACUAUCGAGGAAAUAGACAAAGCCAUGGACGAGCCCCCUAAGGAAGACUGGAGGAACCGAGUCCCAACCCGGUACAAGAGGUUUCACGAGAUAAUGGACGAGAAGUUCGCUAACAAAAUGCCGUCUCGCCGCCCCUAUGACCACAAGAUACUGCUUAAGGAAGGAAAAGAGCCCCCGUUUGGGACACUUUAUGGUAUGUCCCGUGACUCUUCACCUGCCGGUGCCCCUGUUCUAUUUGUUAAAAAGGCCGAUGGAACACUUCGCCUCUGUGUCGAUUAUCGUGGCCUCAACGAACUCAUUGUCAAAAACCGCUACCCACUGCCGCUCAUCCGGGAAACUCUCGACCGCCUCUCCAAAGCCAAGUGGUACACCAAACUUGACCUUCACCAAGGGUAUAAUCAGAUCCGAAUGGCUGAGGAUGAAGAAUGGAAAACAGCCUUCUGUACGCGUUACGGACAUUUCAAAUAUAGGGUGAUGCCCUUCGGCCUUACCGAUACACUGGCCACCUCCCAACACUUCAUUAAUGAUUGUAUCCGUGACUACUUUAAUAUGUUCUGUACAGCCUACCUUGACGAUAUUUUCAUCUACAGUGACACAUUCGAGGAACAUCAACUACACGUCAAAAAGGUCCUGGAAGCCCUACAAAGAAAUGGAAUACUGCUGAAACCAGAGAAAUGUGAAUUUCAUACACAAAGCACCACCUACCUCGGCCUUAUUAUCGAACCCAACGGUAUUAAAAUGGACCCGAGGAAAGUAGAGACAGGGAAGAAUUGGACCGUCCUCAAAACAGUUAAGGAUGAACUGGCUUCCCCCCUUACCAGACUGACACGUAAGGACAUAUCAUUUGAAUGGACACCCGAAGCCCAAACUGCCUUCAACGCCCUGAAAGAGGCCUUUACAAUGGCUCCCAUCCUUACCUAUUUCGACUCGGAGAAAGAAAUUACUGUGGAAACCGACGCAUCUGACUAUGUCUCUACCGGUGUACUCUCCCAAUACGAUGAUAAUGAGAUUUACGACAAGGAAUUACUGGCGAUUAUUCGAUCCUUUGAAGAAUGGCGACCGGAACUUGAAGGGGCUGCACACCCAAUUGCCGUCAUAUCCAAUUAUAAGAACCUCGAAUACUUUAUGAGUACUAAACAACUCAACAGAAGACAAGCACGAUGGGCAGAAUGCCUAUCACAAUUCAAUUUUGUCAUCAAGUAUCAAUCAGGGAAACAAGGGAGGAAAUCGGACGCAUUGACAAGGAGAUCUGCUGAUCUCCUUGGAGAAGGGGAUGAAAGGCAAUUACAUCUGAGUCAAGUUGUAUUGAAGAAGGAGAAUCUUGAAGCCAAGCUAAGUUUGUUGGCGGGUUCUUUCUCAAAUGAGCCCGCUGAAAAGAACGCCUGGCUGAAUAGACUAUUCGAUGAAGGAUAUAGCACUAACCCGUUUCCACAAAAGAUACUGGAUAUGCGGAACAAAGGUGAACGACAAUCAAAGGACAUAUCACUCGCCGAAUGCACCGAAGUUGAAAGCCGGUUGCUUUACAGAGGCAGCAUAUAUGUACCCGACUACGACCCUCUCAAGCUCCGAAUCCUCCAACUUUACCAUGACGCUGCCUCCGCCGGAUACCCUGGAUGUGAAAAAACAUUCAAACUUAUCAGGCGAGACUACUACUGGCCCCUUAUGCGGAAUUAUAUUGCCCGCUACGUUUGGAACUGCCACACCUGUCAACGAAGCAAACCCAACACCCAUGGAAAACUCGGCGUACUUCGAUCUUUACCGAUUCCCCAACAACUAUGGCAGGAGAUAUCAAUAGACUUCUUCACUGGCCUACCGGAGAGUGAAGGGUACGAUGCGAUUAUGGUAGUUGUUGACCGGUUAACAAAGAUACGAAAUCUCCUGCCCUGUAAUACCACCGUCAACUUCGAAGACGUCACCUGA